AUGGUUGAGUCACAGGGUCAGCAGCUCGAGAACAAUGCGCCGCCUCCACCCCCAAAUGGGGGCUAUGGUUGGGUUGUCACCGCCGCCAUCUGCAUCGUCAACGCCCACACAUGGGGCAUGAACUCGAGUUACGGCGUCUUCCUGGCUUAUUACAUCAAGAACAACACUUUCCCUGGGGCAACGACUCUACAGUAUGCUUUCGUGGGAUCUCUCAGCAUUAGCUGCGCCAUGGGCAUCUCUCCGUUUGCGACACUCGCCGUGAAGAAGUUUGGCACCAGACAAGUGAUGCUGCUUGGCGUCUGCGUGGAAGCGGCCAGUUGGAUCGCAGCAAGCUUCGCCUACAAGAUAUGGCAUCUCUUCCUCGCGCAGGGUGUCUGCUUCGGCCUGGGCAUGGGAUGCCUCUUCACGGCCACGGUGGGCAUCAUUCCACAAUGGUUCACGACUCAUCGUUCCCUCGCCAAUGGCAUAGCCGCUGCCGGAUCAGGUCUGGGAGGCCUUGUGUACUCCUUCGCUGCCGGCGCCAUGAUCCAGAACUUGGGGCUUGCAUGGGCUUUCCGAAUCCUUGGCAUCAUCGCAUUCGUCGUCAACUUCAUCUGCAGUCUCCUGGUCAAGGAUCGCAACAAGAUUGUGGGAUCGACGCAUAUAGCCUUCAAGAGCACUCUUCUGGCGAGGCCCGAAUUUCUGCUGUUUAUCUUGUUCGGCUGGUUUAGCAUCUUGGGUUAUUCCGUGGUGAUUUUCAGUCUUGCCAACUAUGCCAACGAAAUCGGCCUUGAAUCGUCCCAAGCAGCCCUCAUCAACGCAUUCUUUAACCUGGGCCAGAGCAUUGGCCGGCCGAUUAUGGGAUACUCUAGUGAUCGAACUGGGCGAAUGAACAUGGCUGCCGUCUGCAGCUUCUUGGCCGGCAUCUUUUCGCUGGUAGUCUGGGUCAAUGCCAAAGUAUAUGGCGUAUUGAUCUUCUAUGCUAUCAUCUGCGGAACUGUUGCCGGCACAUUCUGGACGGUUGUCGGACCUGUUGCGGCCGAGAUUGUCGGGCUACAAGAUGUGCCCUCGGCGCUCAAUCUUCUGUGGCUGAUGAUUCUGCCCCCUUGCACCUUCAGCGAGCCCAUUGCUCUGCAGAUUGUGACUGGAACGGGGAGCUAUCUCGGCACCCAGCUAUGGACGGGGCUGAUGUUCAUUGCUGCUACAGUCUGCAUGGUUAUACUUCGUGGAUGGAAGAUUGGCGAAAUCGAGGAGCUUGCGAGGGCGAACAACGAACGGCCGGAAGAGCUUGAUCCUUACAAGACGAACAACGGGGAGGAACUGGUUGAGCAAGGCAGAAAGGCUGGUCGACGACGAAUGUUGGUUGACUUUUACAGGAAAAGGGUGGUCUGA
Molecule: messenger RNA, 1371 nt
Organism: Trichoderma reesei QM6a
Lineage: Eukaryota; Fungi; Ascomycota; Sordariomycetes; Hypocreales; Hypocreaceae
Exons: 1
Coding region: 1-1371 (456 amino acids)
Biological process (GO): transmembrane transport
Molecular function (GO): transmembrane transporter activity
Source: RefSeq, a predicted model, not a curated record